CACCUUCAUCGGUACUGCAGGCAGCACCCUCUGCCGGCCUCUUCACCUCCCCUCAGUGCACACACUGACUGCUGUUGCCUUUGAGGUUUGCGGGUGACCUUGGUUGUGUGGGUCACCUCACCAAGGAAGCAGAAAGUGCUUAUGAAGAACCUUCUUUUCCCCUCCCAGAGCGUAGGCCCAGGAGGUCCCCUCCUGUGUGUAAUGCUCUUUUCUGUCUCAGGCUGUAGCAAGGUGCUGCUGAAGCCCAGGACAUCGGAGGAGGUGUCUCACAUCCUCAGGUACUGUCAUGAGAGGAACCUGGCUGUGAACACCCAGGGGGGCAACACGGGCCUGGUGGGGGGCAGCGUUCCUGUCUUUGAUGAGAUCAUCCUGUCUACUUCCCUCAUGAACCAGGUGGUCAGCUUCCACAACCUGUCUGGGAUCCUGGUUUGCCAGGCGGGGUGCAUCCUGGAGGAGCUGAGCCGGUACGUGGAAGAGCGGGACUUCAUCAUGCCCCUGGAUUUGGGAGCAAAGGGCAGCUGCCACAUUGGGGGGAACCUGGCGACCAAUGCUGGUGGUCUGCGGUUUCUGAGAUACGGCUCGCUGCGUGGGACUGUCCUGGGCCUGGAAGCGGUGCUUGCCGACGGCACCAUCCUGAACUGCCUCACCUCCCUGCGGAAGGACAACACCGGCUAUGAUCUGAAGCAGCUCUUCAUUGGGUCAGAGGGUACCCUGGGGGUCAUUACCGCCGUGUCCAUCCUGUGUCCGCCCAAGCCCAGGGCUGUGAAUGUGGCCUUCCUUGGUUGCCCAGGCUUUGCUGAGGUUUUGCAGACUUUCAGGACCUGCAGGGAGAUGCUGGGGGAGAUCCUGUCAGCGUACGAGUUCAUGGAUGCUGAGUGCAUGCAGCUGGUCAAGCACCACCUCUCCCUCACCAGCCCAGUGCAAGAAAGUCCGUUCUAUGUUUUGGUCGAGACCUCAGGCUCUAGAGGGGAGCACGAUGCUGAAAAGCUGAGCAGCUUCCUGGAAUCUGUGCUGGGCUCCGGCCUGGUGACUGACGGGACCCUGGCUACUGACCAGAGGAAAAUCAAGACGCUGUGGGCCCUGCGGGAGAGGAUCACGGAGGCACUGAGCCGGGAUGGCUACGUGUACAAGUAUGACAUCUCCCUGCCUGUGGACAGGCUGUACGACCUUGUGACCGACCUGCGCGCCCGCCUCGGCUCAAAGGCCAAGCACGUGGUGGGCUACGGCCACCUGGGGGACGGCAACCUGCACCUCAACAUCACAGCAGAGGCCUUCAGUGCAUCGCUGCUGGGUGACCUGGAGCCUUACGUGUACACAUGGACGGCAGGGCAGCGGGGCAGCGUCAGCGCCGAGCACGGUGUCGGCUUCAGGAAGCAGAGCGUCCUUGGGGAGGGGGUCUCCUGCCGGAACAUCCUGGACAGGUCGGUGGAUGAGUGGUUCUGCCCACUCAGAAAUAGACCAAGGAGCACCUGCCUUUGUUUGAGGACCGCAGCCCUGGGAAGAGCACUGUGGUCCUGCUCCCCCACCCCCCAUGUGGAACAGUGCGAGCCCAGCUGCCUGGGUGGUGGUGAUGACUUCACAUGGACAACGUAGAGCACCAAUCCUUCCUGAGGCUCUAACCCCAGAGCCUGGCUCACCAGGGGCUUCAUCGGUGACGUGGAAUGAGUGACUGCUGGGCCCUGGAACGUGUUAUUUCCCUCCACAGUAGUCAGAGCUCAGGCCUCUGUCUCUUGCACUUGGCUGUCUGCUGUGAUGAGUCCAGACAGAUGGGCCAUCCGCGGCGAGGCCCCGACAGGCACAUGUACAUGCUCACCACACAGCCUUCCUGUGUUCCUGCUUCAGUGACCCCCCAGCUUGGUUGUCCCUGUGGACUUGUGGCCCCUGGGCAGCUUCUGGGCUGUGGUGACUGUCUGGGAGGUGGGACGCACUUUCCCUUUCUGGCUGUUGUGAACUUCCAGUAAAAGUAGAAUCAAUCAGGACA
Molecule: messenger RNA, 1981 nt
Organism: Miniopterus natalensis
Lineage: Eukaryota; Metazoa; Chordata; Mammalia; Chiroptera; Miniopteridae
Source: RefSeq, a predicted model, not a curated record